AUGACGGUGAAGUAUUCCAUUAUUGUUCCAGCCUACAAGGAGUGUGGGAACCUUGAGCCACUUACAAAGCAGGUGUUUGAUGCCCUGGCUGACGAUGGUUUUUCCAAGAAUGAAGUGGAAAUGGUAAUUGUAGACGAUAACUCCAGAGACGGUUCUGUUGAAGUUGUGGAGAAAGUCCGAAAUGAAGGCUACGGUGUGCGUAUCGAAGUGAGGACGAACGACCGGGGGUUGAGCAGUGCAGUAAUUCAUGGCAUUUCCGCAUCCAAGGGAAGCUUCAUUCUCGUAAUGGAUGCGGACCUUCAGCACCCACCAAAAACAGUACCCCGUUUGCUGAGGGCACUUGAAAAACCUGGUGUUGAGUUCGUUUGUGGAACUCGUUACGGAGCCGGUGUUGAAAUUGACAAGGACUGGCCGUUGCACCGUCGCUUCAUAUCGUGGGGUGCGCGACUCCUGGCGAGGCCACUUACACCACUGAGUGAUCCCAUGUCGGGUUUUUUUGGUCUUCGCGUCGAUGUUUUUCAACGCGGUCGAGAAGUUGUGAACCCUAUUGGGUACAAAAUCGCACUAGAGCUAUUUGUUAAGUGUGCUGUUCGUAAAUAUGAGGAAGUUGGAUUUAACUUUGCUGCGCGCACUGUAGGCGAGAGUAAGUUAACAGGUAAGGUGAUCGUCAAUUAUUUAGAGCACCUGAAGCUCCUCUACUUUUACGUGUAUGGCACCGCGCUCACGGUUCUACUUGUGCUGUUGCCGCUUAUUUUUUACUGUUUUUACAUUCUUCUUUAG
Molecule: messenger RNA, 780 nt
Organism: Trypanosoma brucei brucei TREU927
Lineage: Eukaryota; Euglenozoa; Kinetoplastea; Trypanosomatida; Trypanosomatidae
Product: dolichyl-phosphate beta-D-mannosyltransferase precursor, putative
Exons: 1
Coding region: 1-780 (259 amino acids)
Biological process (GO): protein O-linked glycosylation via mannose; GPI anchor biosynthetic process
Cellular component (GO): endoplasmic reticulum membrane
Molecular function (GO): dolichyl-phosphate beta-D-mannosyltransferase activity
Source: RefSeq, a predicted model, not a curated record